CGGAUGGGACCGGGACAGAGAAUGGGCGCAGCCGCCAUGCACCGCCCCGGGCCCGGGCCGGUCUGCUGGGCGCUGCUGCUCGCCCUGGGGCUGUGCCGCGCGCACCGGGCGCGCCCCCGCCACGUGCUGCUGAUCCUGGCGGAUGACGGGGGCUUCGAGAGCGGCGCCUACAACAACAGCGCCAUCGCCACGCCGCACCUGGACGCCCUGGCCCGGCGCAGCCUGGUCUUCCGCCACGCCUUCACCUCCGUCAGCAGCUGCUCGCCCAGCCGCGCCAGCCUCCUCACGGGCCUGCCCCAGCACCAGAACGGGAUGUACGGCCUGCACCAGGGCGUGCACCACUUCAGCUCCUUCGAGGGCGUGCAGAGCCUGCCGCUGCUGCUCAGCCGCGCCGCCGUACGCACAGGCAUUAUCGGGAAGAAGCACGUGGGGCCGGAGGCGGUGUUCCCCUUCGACUUCGCGCACACGGAGGAGACGGACUCCGUGCUCCAGGUGGGCCGCAACAUCACCAGGAUCCGGCUGCUGGUCCGCGAGUUCCUGCAGACGGGGGACGGCAGGCCCUUCUUCCUGUACGUCGCCUUCCAUGACCCCCACCGCUGCGGGCACUCCCAGCCCCAGUACGGGGCCUUCUGCGAGAAGUUCGGCAACGGGGAGCGCGGCAUGGGGCGCAUCCCAGACUGGACCCCACAGGUCUACGACCCCCAGGAUGUGCAGGUGCCUUACUUCGUCCCCGACACCCCAGCAGCCCGGGCUGACCUGGCCGCCCAGUACACCACCAUCGGCCGCAUGGACCAAGGGGUCGGGCUGGUGCUGCAGGAGCUGCGGGCGGCCGGCGUCCUGAACGACACCCUGGUGAUCUUCACCUCCGACAACGGCAUCCCCUUCCCCAGCGGCAGGACCAACCUGUACUGGCCGGGCGCCGCGGAGCCCCUGCUGGUGUCGUCUCCGGAGCACCCGAGACGCUGGGGCCAGGUCAGCGAGGCCUACGUGAGCCUCCUCGACCUCACGCCCACCGUGCUGGACUGGUUCUCCAUCCCCUACCCCCGCUACGCCAUCUUCGGCUCCAAGACGGUCCAGCUCACUGGCCGGUCUCUCCUGCCGGCGCUGGACACGGAGCCCGCCUGGACCACCGUCUUCGGCAGCCAGAGCCACCACGAGGCCACCAUGUUCUACCCGAUGCGCUCCGUGCAGCGCGGGGCCCUGCGCCUGGUGCACAACCUGCACUUCAAGAUGCCCUUCCCCAUCGACCAGGACCUCUACGUGUCGCCCACCUUCCAGGACCUGCUGAACCGCACGGCGGCCGGCCGGCCCACACGCUGGUACAAAGACCUGCACGGCUACUACUACCGGGAGCGCUGGGAGCUCUACGACCUCCAACAUGACCCCCGAGAGACCCAGAACCUGGCUGCCGACCCGCGCUACGGCCCGGCGCUGGAGCUGCUGCGGGCCCAGCUGGCCAAGUGGCAGUGGGAGACCCAGGACCCCUGGGUGUGCGCCCCCGACGGGGUCCUGGAGGAGAGGCUCUCGCCCCAGUGCCAGCCCCUGCACAACGAGCUGUGAGCCGCACGCGCCCCUGCCAGGGAGGGCGAGCCAGCCUCGGGCACAGCACAGCCGCCUCCGCGUGCAGCCCAGGAGGGCGCUCCGGUGCUGGCCUCCUUCCCACCUCUGCCUGGAGGGGCACAGGGGGCGCGUCUCCACCGUGCCAUGGGACAUCGCCUCCAUAUCUGAGCCGUGUCCCAGCACAGGCAUUCCAAGGUGACCCAGGACAGGUGUGGACACGGGGUCAUUUCCUCGGUUGGGUCCCGGGACCCUCCUCAUUCUCCGGAGCCACAGAUGUCGGUGCCCUUCCCGUGAGAGGAGACGAGGGGCUGUGAGUGCCACGUGGGUGAAGGCGGGUCCAACCCCUCUGGGAGUGCAAUGUUGGUUUUAUCGGCCUCUGGCCCCGAAGACAGGACGCCCUGGGCUGGUUUCUAGGGGGGGGGGGGGGGGGGAGACUGCUCCCGGCUGGCUCCAAGCGGCAGGUCUGAGCCUGUGGGUGUCUAUCCUUUUGCUGCCCAGGGAUACCAUCCCGUCUGCAGACCGGUCCCUUCUGAGGAGGACACAGGUCUAACACAGACCCCCCGAAUGCUCCAGCCUCCCUCCCGGCGUGGAAGCAGAGGCUCUGCCCGGGAAAGCCGGAGAGUGCCUUCUCUCUGGAUGGGGCUCCUGUCGCCCGCCCUCCCCAUCUCCUCCCUCCUCGGGGCGAGGGUAAGCCACAGGCCAGAACACUGAACACGCUCAUUUUAGUAAAACAUGCAAGUCCGUUUCUGAGCUUGUU
This is a messenger RNA of Pipistrellus kuhlii (Kuhl's pipistrelle), 2317 nucleotides long. RefSeq names its product N-sulfoglucosamine sulfohydrolase (gene SGSH). The record is from RefSeq and is a predicted model, not a curated record. Gene Ontology annotation, molecular function: N-sulfoglucosamine sulfohydrolase activity. NCBI's taxonomy places the organism in Eukaryota, Metazoa, Chordata, Mammalia, Chiroptera, Vespertilionidae. Gene Ontology annotation, biological process: glycosaminoglycan catabolic process; heparan sulfate proteoglycan catabolic process. The transcript is spliced from 8 exons. The coding region runs from base 4 to 1560 and encodes 518 amino acids.